AUGUCGUCUUCGUUGAGGGCUCCUGAACCUUUUUCUUUCGGGGCCAGUGAUUUGGCGGCCCAGUGGGGUAUUUGGCGUCGACAGUUUUCGUGGUACUUGGUGGCUACAAAUGGCGGCCUUAACGUGGAUGAAGAGCAAAUGGUAGGAGUGCUCAUCACUCUUCUUGGCAGUGAGGGCCUCAAGAUCUACGAUACUUUUGUGUUCAAUCCCGCCUCCGAUGCCAGAAAAAUUGAGCCGGUUUUAGACAAAUUCACUGCCCAUUUUGAGCCCCGACGUAGUGAGGUUUUAGAGCGUUUUAAAUUCCUGCGUCGUUAUCAACUCCCUGGUGAAACUUUUGAUUCGUGGUUGAUUGAUCUUCGUGGCCUAGUGAACUCUUGCGGCUAUGGCACUGGUGUCGAUUCGGUCUUACGUGACCAGAUAGUGCUCGGUGUGGCUGAUCCUUUCGUCCGUGAAAAGCUGCUGUAUGAAAAAGAUUUGCAGCUCGCCACAGCGUGUGAAAUUGUGCGUGCGUGUGAGUCAUCUAAAGCCCAGCUCAGCCAAAUCGCCACAUCGUCGAUAGCAGAAGCCGCUCACGCCAUUCAGAGCCGACCUGGUGGCCGGACGGUUGAGAGAAAGCCGGAAUCGUCGUUCAGAGCUCAGCAUGAGCAGCAGCCGUCCGCUAAUCAACACUCAGCCCAGCAGUAUCCCAAGUGUAAAGAUUGCGGCCGGCCUCAUCGGAAAAAUCAGUGUCGAGUCACCAAUUUCACGUGUUUUAAUUGUGGUGUGGUCGGCCAUAUAUCCCGUUGCAGCCCGAAUCCCCCCAAGUCCCGCCAGAUGUCAGCACGUCCAGCACCGAGCCCCGCGGCCAAGGUUCAUGCUGUGGAGGAGGAGACGCACUGGAUUGGUGAUGUUGAUCGUGGCGGUACGGCGAUGGCCCUCCCGCGGUCAGUUGAAGAAAGUUACUACGUCUCUCAUGCCCUGACGUCGUCUGGUAGUGAAUCUGAGUGGCGCCAAGACGUGACGGUAGAUGGCGUUAAAGUUAACUUCAAGCUUGAUUCGGGCGCCACAUGCAACAUUCUGCCGUAUGAGUCAUUUGCUCGGCUGCCCAAAACGCGCCGCUGUCUUCGCCCGGGGCCCAUUGUUCGCAGUUAUCGUUCCCAAGAUGGCCUCUUACGAGUGCUAGGUUUGCACACGGCCAAGGUGGUUCACAGAGGCGCUUUAUUUGUUAUCGACUUUGUCGUGGUUGACGAACCUGGCCAGCCACCCUUUCUAGGACUCCGGUCUUGCGACAAGCUGAACUUGAUUCGGCGAGUCGAUGCUGUUCAGUCGCCAGUCGAAGCUCCGCUGCCGCCAAUCGUCGUGGAAUUUAUGGACGUCUUCGAAGGAUUGGGCAAUUUACCUGUCGAACAUGAAAUUAGGCUGCUGUCAGGUGCUAAUCGCGUGGAUCCUGUUGUAUGUGCAGCCAGUCGACUCCCGUUCCGGCUGGAGGAUCGCGUUUUCAAGAAGUUGGACGAAAUGGUCAACGACAAAAUCCUCAUCCCCGUGCAAGAGCCAACUGAGUGGGUCAGCCGCAUGAUGGUGGUGGGAAAACCGGACGGUGAUGUCCGUAUCUGUCUGGACCCGUUUGAACUAAACAAGGCUAUCCAACGUCAACAUUUUGCCGUCCCUACCAUUGAGCAGCUGUUCAGCAAGUUGGGUAAGGCUCGAUAUUUUUGCAGCCUUGAUGCUGCGUCUGGUUUCUAUCAGAUUCCUUUGUCUGAUGCAGCCUCCUAUUUGUGCACGAUGGCCACUCCGAAAGGCCGUUACCGCUUCCUACGGCUGCCGUUUGGGUUGAAGUCAGCCCCUGAAAUUUAUCUUCAGACGAUGAACGACUUGUUUGGAGACCUGCCCGGUGUACUCAUCUAUUUUGAUGAUUUCCUUGUAACGGGUGAAACGGAAGAGGAACUACUCGCCAACCUUCGUCAAGUGUUUGAGCUCCCGUGGCUAGGCCAUGUCAUUGGCCAGGGAAUUUUAAAGCCGGACCCUCUCAAAAUUUUGGCGAUUGUGGAAAUGCCUGAUCCGACUUGUCCGGCUGAUCUCGUCCGUCUCCUGGGCAUGGUGACAUACCUGGACAAAUUCUGCCAAAAUCUUGCGGGUCUGACACGACCCUUACGUGACUUACUCAAAGCAGACGCAGCGUGGGUAUGGGAAGAGCCCCAGAAGAUGGCCCUUGGUCAGCUUAAAAGUGCAUUGUCGUCUCUUCCAGUGCUACGACUGUUUGACCACUCGCUGCCCUUGGUCGAAUCAGUUGAUGCGUCUCCCGUCGGAAUCGGCGCAGUGUUGCUUCAAAAUAACCAGCCGAUCGCGUACUCAUCAACGUCGUUAACCGUCACUCAAAAACGGUACUUUCAGAUCGAAAAGGAGCUGUUGGCGGUCCAGUUUGGACUCAUGCGCUUCCGGCAGUACGUCUAUGGCCAAAUGGUGGUGGUUGAAACCGAUCACAAGCCGUUGGUUGGCCUCCUGGACAAGCCCAUUGCCUCUUGUUCCCCGAGAAUCCAGCGGAUGCGUCUACAACUCCAACGAUUCGAUUUCAAGCUAGUCUACAAGCCGGGCAAGGAGCUGUUUAUCGCCGACACGCUUAGUCGGGCUCCGUCGCCCCGCCUCUUUACCGAUGACGUCACUCAAGACUUUUGCUGCAGCAAAAGAUUGGCGGACGGGCGAGCUUUUCGUCGGACGCGCCGCGACAUAAAUAUUGACAACUCGCCGUCGGCAGGAUUGGCCGUGGGUCAACAGAGUGGUGGUGCUGCUGUAGUCCCGUCAGCUGUUCGCGGUUAUCGCCCCGCCCCUACUAAUCAUCUACUGCCGGCCCUGUCUUGGUCUCCGCCUGCCCGCGCUGUGAAUUUUCCAGUUGCCCAGCCGCUUCCGGUAGCCCUGGGUCAACCGUCAACGACACCACAGCCUCCGCCAGUAGUUGUCAACCCGGCGCCCGGCCCGGCAUCCCCUGCUAGGCCACGUACGGCGCCCGUCUCAACCGACCAGCGUGCUGCCGUCCAGCGGCCCUCUGUCCAGCCCCCCCCCCUGACUGUGUCAAGUCCGCUGGCCGUCGCGCCUCAUCGUCCGGGAUCGACUCGCUCUGGUCGCCCUUACCUCAAGCCGCCUUAA
Daphnia pulicaria is the source of this 3120-nucleotide messenger RNA. RefSeq lists its product as uncharacterized. Lineage: Eukaryota; Metazoa; Arthropoda; Branchiopoda; Diplostraca; Daphniidae. Bases 1 to 3120 code for a protein of 1039 amino acids. The transcript has 3 exons. The record is from RefSeq and is a predicted model, not a curated record.